This is a messenger RNA of Homalodisca vitripennis (glassy-winged sharpshooter), 752 nucleotides long. RefSeq names its product FAD-linked sulfhydryl oxidase ALR-like. Gene Ontology annotation, cellular component: mitochondrion. Gene Ontology annotation, molecular function: flavin adenine dinucleotide binding; flavin-dependent sulfhydryl oxidase activity. The record is from RefSeq and is a predicted model, not a curated record. NCBI's taxonomy places the organism in Eukaryota, Metazoa, Arthropoda, Insecta, Hemiptera, Cicadellidae.
AACCAUGUGUCUAUAAUGAUUUAACAACAAGGUACACUGUAAAUACAAAUUUCAAGUGUUUUUCAAGUCAGCAAGUAAUAAUUCAGGAUUUUUUAAUCAUUUUGUUGUAAAAACAGUUUAGUAAGUGGAUGGCCAACAAAUUUGAAAUUAUUGAAGUGCAAUCAAAGUUGUUUAAAUGUGAUGAAAGAGCCACUGUAAACAAGUUUAAAUAGUGUUCAUUAAUUACGCAUUUUAAUAUUAAAAUGCGACAGAGAAGUCUUCCAAGAAGUCUUGGUGGUGGUAGCUUGGAAUCUGAGUACUCGGCUGUGUCAGAAGUUGGUUCUGUGGUAACUGAGGUACACUCGAAUUGUCCACUGGAUAAAGAUGAGCUCGGUCGAUCAACAUGGGGUCUCUUGCACACAAUAGCUGCCUACUACCCUGACAACCCCUCCCAAGAAACCAGGGACGACGUGCGGAUAUUUUUCGAGAAGUUUGCCAAACUCUAUCCUUGUCGAUCAUGUGCUGACCACUUCAGGGAACAGAUAACCUCGUUUCCCCCAAGAGUUUCGAACCAGCAGACGUUAUCACGAUGGCUGUGUGACAUGCACAACUUGGUCAACCAGCGGACUGGCAAACCGAUCUUUGACUGCUCCCGGGUGAACGAGAGGUGGCGUGACGGUUGGCGGGACGGCUCCUGUGAUUAGGCUAGCAAUAGUUUAUAUUAUAUACAUUAGCAACUUUUUACAAAUAUAUGCACAAAUUCCAUUAUUCUA